AUGGUUCCUCCAUCCAGUCGUUUCCAUGCAAGUCGUCGUCGCUCGCGCUCCCCUCUUGGCAUCUCGGGGAGGUCUUUACGUGGAAAUCACAACAAUGUCUCUCUCCGCCAUUUGAGAGAAAAUAAUAUUUACUCGGAGUACAGACCUAAAUUCAGGGACGAACCUCUCGUCAAUGGUUCCAGGCGCGACUUCGGCCCCCGACGUUAUGGUGUAUCCCAGAAUGAGGGGGCUUGUAUUCAAUCUGGUCCUUGGACGGGAAGAAAUCGUGGUAUUCAGCCCAACCGUUUGGUGAGUGACUAUCCUCCUAGACGAUCGUCCACCGAUUUCGAUUCUGAACCGAAGCGAAAUCAUCGGCAUAGGGCCAUAAGUCCCCCUCCCCCGAAUUCUCUCCCCGAUCGGUACUCUGGUGACUUCCGGGUUGCAAAUUUCGGACGCGGGUACUACGAGGAACGCAGUCGUGGACGUGAGUCUAUGGUAGAGAGGGAGCGUCGUUAUGACCCUAGGGACGAGGCUGCCAUUAAAGCUCCUCUGGAUAAGGCGUGA
Molecule: messenger RNA, 543 nt
Organism: Hydatigera taeniaeformis
Lineage: Eukaryota; Metazoa; Platyhelminthes; Cestoda; Cyclophyllidea; Taeniidae
Source: the annotation of a GenBank genome assembly